CAACGACUCCUGAGGGCUUUCCUUCUUAUCUUUGGGCCUCUUCGUCGAUGAAUUCCCGCCAUAUUCAAUCAAUUUCGGUCGCGGAGCUCUGUUGCCAUCAAGAUCGAAUGUAGGUCGUCUGCGCCCGGACCUCUUGGGUCUGUUAUUCUCCUUACUCCGUUUAGACGCAGGCAACGAUUGACGAGUGCGUGGCUGUUCCUCGUCUGAAUACAUUUCGUCCUCUGAAUUCCUUUUUUGCUCUAAAUUUCUCUCGUGCUCGAGAUUCUGUUCAUCCUCUGAAUGCCAUUCGUCCUCUGAACACCUUUGCUCCUCCGCAUACUCUUCCUCUUCAUGAUACCCUUCCCUUGCUGGAUAUCUGUGAUCAUUGUAUUCUAGAAGGGUUUGGAUUCUGCGAGCUUCUGGCCGAUGAUAUUGGCCAUGAUUCAUCUCCGAUGACGGGUUCCUGCUUGAUUGAUAGGAUGUUUCUCCGUGGGGCUGAAGUAUGCGAUCAGGGGACGACGAGAGCGAGGCUGCAAAAAUCGGUCCUCUGGCACUGUAAUUCACAUUAUCCCGUGAAUAGGAUUCUCUCCCCUUUGGGCCUGAAUAGUCGGGUGAAAAAGGAUUUGUCGAGUGCUGUGGUGUUUGGAGAUUAGGGAAAGCGUUGUUCGAUUGGAUUGCCAGUGACGAGGACCUUCGCGGAUUGUUCCCCUUCUGUCUUGGUCGAUGGUCUGAAUCUUGAUGUGGAGAUGUUCCACCAUUGAGUUCGUACAUAUCUAGGUAAUCCUCGUGAAUUCGGAACGUGUGGAAUAUUUU
Molecule: messenger RNA, 792 nt
Organism: Periconia digitata
Lineage: Eukaryota; Fungi; Ascomycota; Dothideomycetes; Pleosporales; Periconiaceae
Source: the annotation of a GenBank genome assembly